AGUGAAGCCUGUCCACGUUGGUGACCCCAUCUUCCCCACUCCGCUUUGUUCACAGGAGAAGAGAUGUCUUUCAAGGGCGCACGGUUCAGCAUGAGGAACAGAAGGAACGGCACCCCGGACAGCACCCGGACCCUGUACUCCAGCGCGUCCCGGAGCACCGACGUGUCCUACGCCGAGAGCGACUUGGUGAGUUUCAUCGAAGCAAAUUUUAAGAAACGGGAGUGUGUCUUCUUUACCAAAGAUUCCAAGGCCACGGAGAAUGUGUGCAAGUGUGGCUACGCCCAGAACCAACACAUAGAAGGCACCCAGAUCAACCAAAACGAGAAAUGGAAUUACAAGAAACAUACCAAGGAAUUUCCCACCGAUGCUUUUGGAGAUGUUCAGUUUGAGACUCAGGGGAAGAAAGGGAAGUAUAUCCGACUGUCCUGCGACACGGACGCGGAGACGCUGUACGAGCUGCUGACCCAGCACUGGCACCUGAAAACACCCAACCUGGUCAUUUCCGUGACUGGCGGCGCCAGAAACUUCGCCCUGAAGCCGCGCAUGCGCAAGAUCUUCAGCCGCCUGAUCUACAUCGCGCAGUCGAAAGGUGCCUGGAUUCUCACUGGAGGCACCCACUAUGGGCUGAUGAAGUUCAUCGGGGAGGUGGUGAGAGAUAACACCAUUAGCAGGAAUUCGGAGGAGAACAUUGUGGCCAUUGGCAUCGCCGCUUGGGGCAUGGUCUCCAAUAGGGACACCCUUAUCAGGAAUUGUGAUGUGGAGGGAUAUUUUUCAGCUCAGUACAUUAUGGAUGACUUCAAGAGAGACCCUCUGUACAUCCUGGACAACAACCACACCCACCUGCUGCUCGUGGACAAUGGCUGCCAUGGGCACCCCACGGUGGAGGCAAAGCUCCGGAAUCAGCUGGAGAAGUACAUCUCCGAGCGCACGAUUCAAGAGUCCAACUACGGUGGCAAGAUCCCCAUUGUGUGUUUUGCCCAAGGAGGUGGGAAAGAGACUUUGAAAGCCAUCAAUACCUCCGUCAAAAGUAAGAUCCCCUGCGUGGUGGUGGAAGGCUCGGGGCAGAUCGCCGAUGUGAUCGCGAGCCUGGUGGAGGUGGAGGAUGUCCUGACGUCAUCCAUCAUCAAGGAGAAGCUGGUGCGCUUCUUGCCCCGCACGGUGUCCCGGCUGCCUGAGGAGGAGACCGAGAGUUGGAUCAGAUGGCUCAAAGAAAUUGUCGAAAGUUCUCACCUAUUAACAGUUAUUAAAAUGGAAGAAGCAGGGGAUGAAAUUGUGAGCAAUGCGAUCUCCUAUGCGUUGUACAAAGCCUUUAGCACCAAUGAACAAGAUAAGGAUAACUGGAAUGGGCAGCUUAAGCUUCUACUGGAGUGGAACCAGCUGGACAUAGCCAAUGAUGAGAUUUUCACCAAUGACCGCCGAUGGGAGUCCGCUGACCUUCAGGAAGUCAUGUUUACAGCUCUUAUAAAGGACAGACCCAAGUUUGUCCGCCUCUUUCUGGAGAACGGCUUGAACCUGCGGAAGUUCCUCACCAACGACGUCCUCACGGAGCUCUUCUCCAAUCACUUCAGCUCCCUGGUGUAUCGAAACCUGCAGAUCGCCAAGAAUUCCUAUAAUGAUGCCCUCCUCACCUUUGUCUGGAAACUGGUUGCUAACUUCCGAAGAGGCUUCCGGAAGGAAGACAGGAAUAGCAGAGAUGAAAUAGACAUAGAGCUCCAUGAUGUGUCUCCUAUUACUCGGCACCCCCUGCAAGCACUCUUCAUCUGGGCCAUUCUUCAGAACAAGAAGGAACUCUCCAAAGUCAUCUGGGAGCAGACCAGGGGCUGUACUCUGGCCGCCCUGGGGGCCAGCAAACUUCUGAAGACUCUGGCUAAGGUGAAGAAUGACAUCAACGCUGCGGGGGAGUCGGAGGAGCUGGCAAACGAGUACGAGACCCGGGCAGUGGAGCUGUUCACAGAGUGUUACAGCAGCGAUGAGGACUUGGCGGAACAACUCCUGGUCUAUUCCUGUGAAGCCUGGGGUGGAAGCAGCUGUUUGGAGCUGGCGGUGGAGGCAACCGACCAGCAUUUCAUUGCCCAGCCCGGGGUCCAGAAUUUUCUUUCCAAGCAGUGGUAUGGAGAGAUUUCCCGAGACACCAAGAACUGGAAGAUUAUCCUGUGUCUGUUUAUUAUACCCUUGGUUGGCUGUGGCUUUGUAUCAUUUAGGAAGAAGCCCCUGGACAAGCACAGGAGGCUCCUGUGGUACUACGUGGCCUUCUUCACCUCCCCGUUCGUGGUCUUCUCCUGGAACGUGGUCUUCUACAUCGCCUUCCUCCUGCUCUUCGCCUACGUGCUGCUCAUGGAUUUCCACUCUGUGCCCCACGCCCCGGAGCUAGUCCUCUACGCUCUCGUCUUCGUCCUGUUCUGUGAUGAAGUGAGACAGUGGUGCGUGAACGGCGUGAAUUACUUUACCGAUCUGUGGAACGUCAUGGAUUCACUCGGGCUUUUCUACUUCAUAGCGGGGAUUGUCUUUCGGCUCCACCCCGCUAACAAAACCUCACUGUACUCUGGACGAGUGAUUUUUUGCCUGGAUUACAUUAUCUUCACCCUAAGGUUGAUUCACAUUUUCACAGUCAGCAGAAAUUUAGGACCCAAGAUUAUAAUGUUGCAGAGGAUGCUGAUCGACGUGUUCUUCUUCCUGUUCCUCUUUGCUGUGUGGAUGGUGGCCUUCGGUGUGGCCAGGCAGGGGAUCCUUAGACAGAACGAGCAUCGCUGGAGGUGGAUCUUCCGCUCAGUCAUCUAUGAGCCCUACCUGGCCAUGUUUGGCCAAGUGCCCAGCGAUGUGGACGGUACCACGUACGACUUCUCCCACUGCACCUUCACUGGGAACGAGUCCAAGCCCCUGUGCGUGGAGCUGGAUGAGCACAACCUGCCCCGCUUCCCCGAGUGGAUCACCAUCCCCCUGGUGUGCAUCUACAUGCUGUCCACCAACAUCCUGCUGGUCAACCUGCUGGUCGCCAUGUUCGGCUACACCGUGGGCACCGUCCAGGAAAACAACGACCAGGUCUGGAAGUUCCAGAGGUACUUCCUGGUGCAGGAAUACUGCAGCCGCCUCAACAUCCCCUUCCCCUUUGUGGUCUUCGCCUACUUCUACAAGGUGGUCAAGAAGUGCUUCCGGUGCUGCUGCAAAGAGAAGAACAUGGAGCCCUCCGCCUGCUGUUUCAGAAAUGAAGACAACAUGACUCUGGCAUGGGAGGGUGUCAUGAAAGAAAAUUACCUUGUCAAGAUCAACACAAAAGCCAGCGACCCGUCAGAGGAAAUAAGGCAUCGUUUUAGACAGCUGGAUACAAAGCUUAAUGACCUCAAAGGUAUUCUGAAAGAGAUUGCUAAUAAAAUCAAAUAAAACCGCAUGGACUCUGAUGGAGAAAAAUUUAAUUCUAGCAAGGUCGCAUCAGAUGUCUGCAUGGAGAAGAUUUGAGGGAUCCUGCUGAACAGUUGCAUCUUGACAACAGCUGUGUUUCUGACUAAGCGAGAAUUGUUCAGGCCCCUGGGUGCACCUUGAUGGCUUUAAUCACUCCAGUGUGCUCAGUCUGAGGAGAAAAUGUGUCCCCGAUUUCACUCAAGAAAAUGGAUGUAAAGGAAGAACAUUUCCUGCUUCCCCCAGGCCGCCCUGUUGCUCUCCACGUCUCCGGGGCCAGAGCCCUCUGUGGAUGGUCUGAGCUGCCCUGUGUUCUCCCGUUUCCUCCUCUUGUCCUCCUUGGACCCAUGCAUGCUAGGGAAUGUCUCUCCUAGGAAUAGCAACCUGGUCCUGCUUUCUCUCCUGGAUCCUUACUUUGUCUUCAACUGAUUCUCUUUUGUUUCCUUUUUUUUUUUUUUUUGUAAUAUGUGACUAGCUGUCACAGUGUUAAACGUUUCUGCAGUCAGGUCAGAUUCUAAGAUGUGCUACAGCUAGAGGACUCUGGUUUUUUUCAGGAGAAACUCUUAUCAUUGCUCUCUAUGAUUUUAAUCAUUAAAGCAGGUGAUAAAGCAUCGUCUUCCUGGACGUGCCCCAGGAACCCCACUUGACGGAAGUACCCUCUUCCUAGCAGUGUGAAAAGGCACCUGAAGGUGACCUCCCCAGAGGCGCGUCUGAUUUUGUUUUCACUGAGUGUCCCCCUGCUUAUUAUUUUCCCAUUAUAAAUAAUUCAUGGGUAUGAUAGGAAAUUCCUGGGUAUUGUACAAAACGUAGACUAUGAGGAAAGUAGAAAAUAUAAACAGUCUCAUUAUCUGAAGAUAAUCACUGCUAACAAGUCAGGGUGUUUUUCCUUUUUUUUUUUCUAUGCAUGUUUUAUGUCUCUUUUAAAAUUUUAUAUAAAGUCAGCAUACCACAUAUACAUUUUACAUAAGCUUUUUCACUUAAUAUUUUAUCCAAAAUGUACUCCUUAUAUACAGGGUCUUAAACUUUAUAUUAACACUUGCUUGCUAUUCAGUCUCUAGUGAUUUCUGCUAUGUUGGUCAUUAAAGGUGGUUUCUUGUUGCCCAAUGGGGUGAGCAUCUAUGCGUAUGAAUCUUUUUCCACAGUUGGGAAAAUUUCCCAUGGCUAGAUUCCCAGGAAUAUGUACUUCUUAUUAAACUAUUUAUAAGUUUUUUUCCAGAAAUGUUUAGCAAAUACGAAUUGUUAGCUUGAUAUCAGUUCAGUUCAGUUGCUCAGUUGUGUCCAACUCUUUGUGACCCCGUGGACUGUGGCAUGCCAGGCCUCCCUGUCCAUCACCAAUUCCCGGAGUGCCAGGCCUCCCUGUCCAUCACCAAUUCCCGGAGUUUACUCAAAUUCAUGUACAUUGAGUCAGUGAUGCCAUCCAACCAUCUCAUCCUCUGUCAUCCCCUUCUCCUCCCGCCUUCAAUAUAAGUCUUAUCAAACUAUUUAUAAGGCUUUUUCAGAAAUGUUUAGCAAAUGGGAAUUAUUAACAUGAUACAGAACCUAGAACUCCUAAGAUAAAAUAUUGCAUUUAAUCCUUAGUUUAGGAAGAAACCAGUAUACUUAUUUCAGUAUUAUAGAGGGUGAGGGCAUUGGUAUAGAAUUCAAGGUAUUAUGUUAUUGAAUGCCUGUAGUCCUAGCUUUGUCUGGAAGUGGUGUUUUCUUUGCACAAAAGAAGUACAUAAAGUUAUUUUAACAUUCGUGAUUAGUUUUUCCACUUUGAAUAGAAUGUACUCAGUGGCUAAAGAAGAAAAUUUUAGAAGGAAGCUAUUAAAUGAUUAUCUCAUUAGAAAAACUACAAAAGCAUGAACCAAAAAAAUGUUUUUCUGUUUUGUCUGGGCAGUAGUUAAAAUGACUCCUCACAACACUCAUGAUGUUUGUAGGGAAUGAACACAAAUAAAAGGUGUCUUUUUACCUAAACUUCUUUAAUGACCUGACAAGGAAUCUUAGUGGUGGGGAUGAUCAAUUCAUGGUUUUGGAUUCUGAAAGGUGGAAUAAAAUUUACUUGGCAAAAAUUGUCGAUGAAUCGAAUUUUCAAGUUUUCUCUGUUAGCGAGAGAAUUUUGUUUUUGUUUCACCAUGGCAACUAGAAGAACUGCCUUUUCUGAAUCCACCAAGACGAGGCUUGUGUUAUCGCCAUAGUGACUGGAAAAAAAAACAAAGUAUUUGGCCCUGUCCAUAAGACCACGUAGAGAAUGACAACCAUCCCAACCUUUUAUCCUCAAUUCAAAUGGUGAAUGUGAAUAAAAUCAGUAACUUGAAAACCUCCUAGAAGAUGAAACUUAGCAUAACUCUUGGCUGAUCUCCUUAAAUGUGCUUGUCCCUGUGUUCACGUUUUCACAGACUGUGCUUUUGUUAGUGUAAGAAAUAGGCCGUGUGCACAUCAAUAUCGUGAGUAAAAGCAACUGCUCCGUUGACGCUAAUGACGGAGAACUUGAACGACGCGCGGAGUUCACUUGGGGGAGCUGCCCAGUUGUUUCCAGCUCGGCUUGCCUGGCGGAGGUUUUCGCGUGGUUCCUCUCCGUGAUCUCUGUGCAGGACAAGUCCUUGUUUUGGGUGCAGCUCAUGAAAACAGCACGUGUCUUGGCUGCACCUCUAAUCAAAGGUGCUGUCUUUGUAUCUGGUACUGAAGGUGUCCUGGGCGUGUGUACACGGCUGCUGUUAGCCUUGCGGCUUGGUUCAAAUGACUGUGUUGAAUUAAAUGAGGAGGAAAUGUCA
Messenger RNA from Bubalus bubalis (water buffalo), 6146 nucleotides. RefSeq names its product transient receptor potential cation channel subfamily M member 8 (gene TRPM8). NCBI's taxonomy places the organism in Eukaryota, Metazoa, Chordata, Mammalia, Artiodactyla, Bovidae. Gene Ontology annotation, cellular component: membrane. The transcript has 25 exons. The record is from RefSeq and is a predicted model, not a curated record. The coding region runs from base 64 to 3378 and encodes 1104 amino acids. Gene Ontology annotation, biological process: calcium ion transmembrane transport. Gene Ontology annotation, molecular function: ligand-gated calcium channel activity.